CAUUUGUUUAUUUUAUUUAUUAAAUUAAACAUUUUCUCCAGCAUUUUAAAGCAACAGUAUAGUUUUCCUUAGACGCAAUAUAAAAUCCUUAAAGAAUCCAAAAGCUACAGAGAAUCGUCCUUUGCUUGGGCCGGUCGAUCUCUCCGUGACUCACGAGUCCGGUCGGUGCGAACAGCUUCAAACCCGUUCUUUAUUUCACGGGAUAGAAGAGAACUUGCUGAGAAAAGUACAUGCCCGUGCACUGGCUGCAAUGUCCAACCUAGCAUAAGUGCCUUAUGAAGUGCAGCAGAGAAAUGGCGUUUUAAUGUUGAACGCACCUCUCCUAUAGUCACUUCUCUCUGCUCCUCUGCUGGUAAGGCGCAAGUUUUUCCCAACUCUUAAAAGAACAAAACAUUCUCUAAUUUGAGCAUAUACAUCCUAAAUCAUAGACGUGAAUAUAUUAUUAUGAGAUAAAAUUGUUGUUAAUUAUUAGGUGGUGAACUGCAGUUGAGGAGAAACUUCAGCGCGCUUCCGUUGCGCCGCUCUGCGCUCGCUGGAGGUAAAGAUGCAUGCAUCCCCGCGCGCUGCCAUUGGCACUGGUUCUUCUCACGACUGCCGGAUGUCAUAUGUGGAAAUUGACGAAUUUAAAGAAAACAGGGCUAUAAGAAGGCAGUCCGGUCAUUGGUCUCUCCACCUCCGAGGUGUGGUCUCUUUCCAGAAGCCUUUAAAACUAGGCGGCGCGCAAUGCUGCGCUCGAGAAGGUAUUCAGCAGAGAAGCGCGUGAGACUGGCCUGGUCUACCAGGCACGAGCGGUUCAGCGCACCGCGCUCUCCAAGCAAGAGUAACAUCCACCUGCAGUCUGUGUGUCAAGUGAAGUCAGUGAUGAGAAUGGGUGCUGUAAAGAGUGAGGGUGCUUUAGAUGGUGGAUGGGGAUGGAUGAUUGUGUUGGCCUCUUUCAUGGCCCAGUUCCUAUCCUUUGGAUCCCCCCAGUCUGUUGGGGUGUUGUACCCUGAGUGGCUCAGUGCCUUCCAGGAGGGAAAAGGCAUGACGGCUUGGGUUGGAUCCAUGGUGUCCGGUGUGGCACUCAUCACCAGCCCGGUGUGCAGUGCUUGUGUGGAUAAUUUUGGUGCACGGCCUGUAACCGUCUUCAGUGGUGUGAUGGUGGCUGGAGGUCUGAUGCUGAGUGCUUUUGCUCCGAGCAUCUCUUUCCUCAUCUUCUCCUAUGGCAUUGUUGUCGGCAUUGGCUGUGGACUUGUCCAUGCUGCCACACUGACCAUAACCUGCCAGUACUUUGACAAGAGGCGUGGCCUAGCACUGGGCAUUGUCACCACAGGUACAAGUGUGGGUGGGUUCAUUUACGCCACACUCCAGAAUGAGCUCAUUGAGUUGUUUGGAUUGGAGGGCUGUCUGCUUAUCAUUGGAGCGCUGGCGCUCAACCUGAUGGCAUGUGCUGGGCCAAUGCGACCUAUGAACUUACCUGGUUACUACCUAAAGCAGAGAGCUGCUCUACAGUGUACAGAGGAACCAGAACCACUCUACACCAAACCUACUGCUAUUAUCAUUGACUCUGAUCUCAAAACCACACCCGGCUCAGCCGAUAACACAGCCACCAUUAAGCUUUUGAUCAUCAAGGAACCCACCGAGCUGCAAGAGAGUGAAGAGGAAAGAAAAGGUGGGAUAUCGACCUGUUCAGUAGUAGCACGAGCUAUCAAGAAGCGAAUGCGCCCCUAUGGACAGUACCUGUGCGAGACUAUAGAGCUCCUACAGGACCGUGUCUUCAUGGCUUUCUGCAUCGCCAUGUUCCUGUUCAGCUUAGGGGCGUUCCCCCCUGUUCUCUUCAUGGAGGACGUAGCCCAGAGCGAGGGGCUUAUCGAUGGGAUUGCACUAAUACCCCUCGUCUCCAUCGUUGCCAUUACAACAGGCAUCGGUAAGCUGGUCCUGGGCAUCCUGGCAGACAUGCAAUGGGUGAACAGCUUGUACCUGUACGCCCUGACGCUGACAGGCACAGGCACCGCUCUGCUGCUCAUUCCUGUGCCUAAAAGCUACAUGGGUCUGCAAGUUUUGUCAGCCGCAGUUGGAUUUUUCUCAGGGAACUGGUCUCUCACAUCCUACAUCACUACCAAGAUAGUGGGCAUUGAACGACUCAGUCAGGCUCACGGCAUUCUCAUGUGCUUCGGAGGGUUUGGAAUCACCCUCGGGCCACCUGUUGUAGGUUGGUUUUUUGACUGGACUCAGUCAUAUGACUUGGCAUUUUACUUCAGUGGCACUUGUGUUUUAGUGUCUGGAUUGUUUCUGCUCUUGUUCUGUUCCACUCUGCCUUGCUGGAACAGGAUGUCAGAGGAGGGAAAUUCUCCUGCAGAAGAGGGCAUCAACACUUCUCAACAGCCCACUCUUGAUUGUGACAAAGUAGCUUCUGUGGCUUGAACAAUAUCUCAAAGGUCUAAAACUGACCUUGGCCUUAACAUUCUGCUGAACAUGUAGAAGAUUGUCUUCCUUUUCUUAUGGUUUUCUUAUCUGGUACGGUUUUGACAGGGGACUUCUCAUGGUGCCUAACUUUUUCUUUUGUUCGAUGUGAUACUUUUUUGUACAUGUCCCACAAACCCUGUCAUUUUUGAGAGGGUAUAUUAAUUUUUCUUAGAUGCUUAUAAAGACUGCCUCAUUUUUGAGGCUUAUAUAUAGCAAAAGUUGUUUGCUAGUAUAUUAAGUAGAUUGUUUACUGAACACAAAUGCUGUUUUUUGUAGAUCUUGAUCACUUGAAUUGUGUUACUUUACUCUCCUAGAUGAAUGGUCUUACUGUGUUGGAUGUGGAUAUCAUCAACCUGUGAAGAUACAUGCUUCCAUUAAUGAGAACAUUUGUCACUGAAAGCUGCAGAGAAUUAUAUAAUGUGUGAAUGGGGUUUUUCACUGCACUUACCAUGAAAAACAUUUAAAAAAUCCAGAUCCAAAAGAUUAAUUUUGUUAUUUAUGGAGCAAC
Molecule: messenger RNA, 2953 nt
Organism: Sinocyclocheilus grahami
Lineage: Eukaryota; Metazoa; Chordata; Actinopteri; Cypriniformes; Cyprinidae
Product: monocarboxylate transporter 9-like
Exons: 6
Coding region: 724-2403 (559 amino acids)
Biological process (GO): monocarboxylic acid transport; transmembrane transport
Molecular function (GO): monocarboxylic acid transmembrane transporter activity
Source: RefSeq, a predicted model, not a curated record